AUGCUCGGGUUUCCCACAGUACUGAAAUGCAGCACGAGGCAAACACGUCAUCCUAAAUGUUGCUCAGCGUUUUAAGUUUAGCUAGUCUGUUAGCUAGCAACACAGGAAGGAGAACCCACCACGUUCAGUCAUUUUAGAGCCGGGUUGCUAAUCGACACGGGGGACACGUAUUUCGUGGUCUUCACAGACAGCGUUAGUGUUGCUCUGAAAUGGAAGAUGUGGAAAUUACAGAUGUAGAUGACGGUGACUUGCCUCAGGUGGAGAAGGCGCCCGUCAAAAACCAGGAUCUGACUUUCCUCAGCCUGUCUGCAGGAAAUCUUCUGUCUGAGUAUGGAUGGUACCUGCUGGCUGUGACUGUGCUGGUCUACCUGAUCAUCCAGCACCUGAGCAAGAGAAGAUCCAGCCAGAACCCCCGCAGCCCACUCCCACAAACACCACAAGAUGCCGUGUUAGUGGCAAGAAGACAAGAAGCCAUGGAAGCAGCUCGGAGAAAGAUGCAAGAGGAGCUGGACGCCAAGGCAGCCCUCUUCAGAGAGAAGCAGACACAGCAAGAACAAGAGAAGAGGAGGCAGAAAAUCGAGAUAUGGGAGAGUAUGCAACAGGGAAAGAGUUACAAAGGAGCCACAAAAGUCUCUCAGACCACUGAAGAGGCCAGUUCAUCAACAGCUGUGCUGAAACCAAAGAACAACAAAAAGCCACUUCGCAGUGCUGACUACAAUCCUCUGACUGGAGAGGGAGGAGGCUCCUGCUCCUGGAGACCGGGCAGGAGAGGGCCGUCAUCUGGUGGAUGAGGUUAAAGAAGGUCAGAGACAUUGGUCUGCGUGACCUUUGACCUCUGACAUCCUCAAGUGCACACUGACUGACUGAACCAAGCUGACAAUCUCACCAAGCCCACACAUUAAGAUUUUUUUUUUUUUUUUUAACUUGCUCCAUUGAUCAGUUUGCAUCAUUAAUAGCAUAUACCUGCUGUCCUGUUUGAUUUUAUUUACUGUCUAAUCUCUGCGCUGCAGCCUUGUAAAGCAUCACAUUUAUUGUGUGAUUAUAUUGAAUCACGCUGUCCAGGGCUAAAUGUAUUGUGGAGUUGAAAGCUUGUAAUGAAGCCUUUCCUGUAAAUGGUACCUAACCAGCAGGUUUGGCUGAUAAAUUUCACAGUCAGUGCAUUUUUUCUAAUAUUUUCAUAUGUUUAUCAGUGUGUACCUCCAUAGUUUUAGAGUUGAUGUAACUACAGCGAUUGUAGCUGGAGGACAGAUGGUUAAUUACAACAACUAAUAUGUUCUCAUUAUAUAGUUACAGACAUUUUCAUCUGUCAAAAUGUAAGGAGGAUAUUGUACUGUUGCACACAUUUUUAUGCAAUAAAGAUAAAGAUAUGGUCACAGGGA
Molecule: messenger RNA, 1379 nt
Organism: Thunnus maccoyii (southern bluefin tuna)
Lineage: Eukaryota; Metazoa; Chordata; Actinopteri; Scombriformes; Scombridae
Gene: selenos
Product: selenoprotein S
Exons: 6
Coding region: 210-791 (193 amino acids)
Biological process (GO): retrograde protein transport, ER to cytosol; endoplasmic reticulum unfolded protein response
Cellular component (GO): Derlin-1 retrotranslocation complex; endoplasmic reticulum membrane; Derlin-1-VIMP complex
Source: RefSeq, a predicted model, not a curated record